Molecule: messenger RNA, 450 nt
Organism: Mollisia scopiformis
Lineage: Eukaryota; Fungi; Ascomycota; Leotiomycetes; Helotiales; Mollisiaceae
Exons: 1
Source: RefSeq, a predicted model, not a curated record
AACUACACAGCAAUUUCUUAUACUUGGGGAGAUGCCAGUCUUCUCAAGAUGAUUUGGAUCAAUGGGGUGCCACUUGAAAUUACAACAAACUUAUUCGAAGCUCUCUUGCAUGUGAGAGAUACAAAGAGGCAAUUGCGUAUAUGGGCAGAUGCAAUAUGCAUCAAUCAACACGAUGAUGAGGAGAAGAGCUUUCAAGUGGGGAUGAUGGGAAGGAUUUAUGCUACGGCACAUCAUACAGUCAUAUAUGUUGGACUCGAGCCUACGUCCGCGCUAUCGAGAACAUUCCGCCAAUAUUAUCCAUCGGAGCGAGAAGCACAACAAAUUGCACAAAAGCCAUGGUUUGGCCGACUCUGGUGUUGCAAGAGUUGGUAUUGUCCAAGAAUCCUUGGGUUCAGUGCGGCCUUGUCCGUUGGAAAUGGGACAAUUACGUUCAUGUUAUCGAAAAUAUGA